UGGACAGCUUUUCGCCUUACAUUAUUGAAAGCUCAGAGGUUUGCAACCAGACUAUACAAAAUGGUCGACUUAAUAAUAAGACAAAAAUAAAUAUUAUUCAACAAAUCAUAAGAAUUUUUUGGAGCUAUGUAGUAUUUUCGUACUUUACAAAAAAUCCCACAAGUUCAUUCCUGUUGGUUACUGCAUCUCUUCGAUAAUAAAUUAAAAAUGCAAUUCCUCCGUUUGUGUCGUCUGAUGAAACCGGUUGCCGGAUGUGGACACCGCUACUUGAAUUCGUAUUCUUCGGUGGAAAAGCAGCUUGAAGUUGGUAAAUAUAAAAUAAACUUCGUCGAGGCUGGAACAGGCGAGAAGGGCGUAAUUCUUCUACCGGGAGCUCUCGGAACUGCUUGGACCGAUUUUAAGCCCCAAAUAGAGCAGCUGCCCGCGCUGCUACCGAACCAUAAGGUCAUCGCAUGGGAUCCCCCCGGGUAUGGGAAAUCUCGCCCACCGGAGAAAGAAUUCGGUGUGGAUUUCUACGAGAAGGAUGCGGAGGCAGCCUUCCGCUUGAUGGAAAAGAUUGGAUUUCAAUCGUUUUCCAUUGCCGGCUGGAGCGACGGUGGCAUCACGGGAUUGAUUAUGGCCGGUAGGAACCCCUCGAAGGUAGAAAAAUUGGUGAUAUGGGGUUCGAACGCCUACAUCACCCCCAAGGAAGCGGAUAUCUACGAAAAUAUAAGAGACGUUAGCAAAUGGUCCGCCAGGAUGCGAGAACCAAUGGAAAAUGUGUACGGAGUAGAUGGCUUUCCGAAGGUUUGGUCGGCAUGGAUCGACGGAAUGCUGGGCAUUUACAAGCAACGCAAUGGAGACAUAUGUAAAGAAGUUUUAGACAAAAUUCGUGCACCGACCUUCAUCCUUCAUGGUGCCAAAGAUCCGAUGGUAGUGCCGGAGCAUGUUCCCCAUCUGCAAAACUCGAUAGCCGAAACAAUGCUUUACGUGUUUGCUGACGGUAAGCACAACAUCCAUCUUAAAUAUGCCGAAGAGUUCAACAAAUUGGUAAGCGAUUUUAUUAAAAAAUGAUUUGAACGUUAAGCAUGAUAGCUGUUUUGUUAAA
Armigeres subalbatus is the source of this 1087-nucleotide messenger RNA. RefSeq names its product valacyclovir hydrolase. The transcript has 4 exons. Gene Ontology annotation, molecular function: serine hydrolase activity. The coding region runs from base 208 to 1053 and encodes 281 amino acids. The record is from RefSeq and is a predicted model, not a curated record. NCBI's taxonomy places the organism in Eukaryota, Metazoa, Arthropoda, Insecta, Diptera, Culicidae.